Molecule: messenger RNA, 2085 nt
Organism: Actinia tenebrosa (Australian red waratah sea anemone)
Lineage: Eukaryota; Metazoa; Cnidaria; Anthozoa; Actiniaria; Actiniidae
Product: F-box only protein 15
Cellular component (GO): SCF ubiquitin ligase complex
Molecular function (GO): protein binding
Source: RefSeq, a predicted model, not a curated record
ACAAGAUGGCGGACAAACAAACUGAAAAAGUUUGGGACGUAAGAGUUACUAAAAACUUGAAUUUCCGGGCCUAGAUCGCCAUGAUUCGCUUUGGAAAUGAGCAACCAAAGRCACCAACAGCACCUCUCGUCAUAUUUGAAGGGAAAAAGAAAUAGUCCUUUAAAAAACAGCUCAAAUCCGAGGCCAGCUGGAAGAGGUUUGCCAAGAAGCAGUGCUACGACAACAAGUACUAGUGGACGUAAAAAUCUUAAUGACGAGAAAGCAGCGCCGGCACGACCUCAGAACAAGAUAAAACCUGAAUAUAGAGUAAAACUUGCAAAAAAUGCUGAUCACAUAAACAGAACUCCAGAUGAAAUUCUGUUUAAAAUUUUCAAAUUCCUUUGUCCAUCACAAAUACUAGCAUGUGCACAGGUGUGCUCUAGAUGGUCACUUYUGUUACAAGAUAGGAAACUAUGGGAAGGAAUUUUUCCAAGAUUUCCACUUGAAUUAAGAAAGUUAUUUACAUUUGAAGAAACAAGAGAAGAAGGCUUYGAUUGGAAAAAGGAAAUUAUACAAAGAUGCAUAAAAGCACGAAAAAGCAAGUUUCUUUCUCYCAAGAAAAAAUUCAAUCCAUAUACAGGGCUGCUAGCUGAUGUACAGAAGAAUUUAAAGACUCUAUCUAUUCAGUGGAGAUUGUGCUUCACUGACACGAGAGGUCAAGCCUACUGGUCCACAGCAGAGGAGACGACAUAUUUUGCUUCAUCUUUGUCUACUCGAUGGCUGUCCCUUCAGCUGCCACCUCUGACACAGUUGAAGGAAAUGAAACUAUUUGCUUGUGUACCAGUCUUCUUUGACAAGUCAUGGAGGCCUCACAUCAAAAGUCAUACGAAAACUGCUCUAGACAUUGUAAUGCUGUUCUUAAAUUUCUCUAAUCUGUUUCAGUUGGAUGGAGGUGAACUUGCUUUUGUAACUGCUUGUCUUAGUUACCAUCAGUUGCUUGAAAGAGUGAUGUUAGGAUCAUCAACCAUGAUAUACAAGGCUCCUUCACACCAGCCAGUAUUUGAUGACGUGGACCCCCAAUAUGGUCUUCAUGGCUACUCUGCAAUGGUUGAACUCAGAAACCACAAGUCUUCUUACUGGAGUCAACAAUUCCGAGAACUUUAUCACAAUGGCUUCACAUCAGACUCUGUUGUUCUACGUGGUCUUGGGAAUGAAUAUGGCGUCUUCUCUAAGAAACUGUCUUUACCUUGGAAAACGGAGCUGUUUCGAAACAUACUGCAGAAUACUUGUUUGUUCGAUAUGACAGUAAUCGAUGAACACAGACGGGCUGUCUGGUGUGUAAGUUCGCCGGUACUAAUUCAUGUUAACAAGGAAGCAAACGUCAAUUAUUCAGCAGAUGGUGAAUGUUUUUACAUGGAGCACUGYGAUGAUCAAGGAAGUAUUCGCAUGGACUUCGUAUGGAAUUCCACGGAGGAGCAGACUCGUGUUGCUGAUGUCGAGUUUCGCAUUAAAAAAUCCUCUGUUAAUUCGUGGUUUGGAACCUCGUACUAGUCCACUUCRAAUGAAAAACUGGUGGUUCUGCGCAUGCUCGGAAAGGGCGGCCAAAGGAAGGGCUCGUUGUCUUGCUUAUCCCAUAACCCUGCUUCUGAGAUUAUCUUGACAGCACCAUGAUAUACAAGGAAAUGGAAAAAAAUCUAAUGAAAAAAGAUUUCUUUACUUUUCUUAUCUUAAUCGUAUUGAUUUUUUAAGUGUUUUUUUUUAAAAGUAAUAUAUUUAUGUGGUUAAAACGUCAGUAGUUUCACCSACGUUAUCAAUGCAUCGUUUUGAAAAUUAACAUGUUCUUCAACAAAAAUCUUAUAAUAAAUAUGUACAGUAUAUGCCUGUGCAUAGUUUCGAGAACGCUUGAAAUAAUUUCUGGUAGAUUAAGGAAGUUGAAAAAUAAUGGGUUUAGUUCCAAAACGGAAUGAGAAAUCCCAUUCAUAUUCGUUUCCUGACUUAUAACCCAGAGGUUUUUCUCUGUAUCGAUUAAAUUUGAAGGUUUGAAGUAGGAAGUAAGAAUGAUUUUAAAAAAUGGAGAAAAAUAUUUAUAUCUCAUGGACGAUACCA